Cordyceps fumosorosea ARSEF 2679 is the source of this 1530-nucleotide messenger RNA. Its product is annotated as RING finger domain-containing protein. The record is from RefSeq and is a predicted model, not a curated record. Gene Ontology annotation, molecular function: protein binding. The coding region runs from base 1 to 1530 and encodes 509 amino acids. NCBI's taxonomy places the organism in Eukaryota, Fungi, Ascomycota, Sordariomycetes, Hypocreales, Cordycipitaceae. The transcript has a single exon.
AUGACAACAACAGCGCCUACGUCGGUCACUUCUACCCCUUCGACCUCUUCUGCCAACGACGCCUCUCCCGCCUCGUCCAAGGCCAACACCUCGGCCCUGCCUCCGCUCACCACGACCACACCCACCGCACGCCGAUCAACCCUCUCCCGCCCAAUGUCGCACGUAUCAAGGAACCGCCUGUCCCAGUUCUCCACGGGCUCUGUCCCAUCCAAGUCGAGGCCAGAGUCGAAUGCCUUUCCGCUCUUCCCUUCCACUCUGUCAUACACCCUUGUGCGCGAUUUCGCGUACCCAUAUACAAAUCCCCUCCAUUACGGCCCACCUCCAGAACCUUCCGGGCCCCCCUCAGGAUGGACAACUCCUGCUAGCGAGAGUCGCAGACUCUCGGACCCCCCGGUCGCGUGGGAUCAUCGCCUUUCUUCUCAGUUCUGGGGCUCUGACAGAUUCUCACGGGCCCAUGACAUCCCUCCCAUCCACUGCAGUGAUGGCGGCCCUCCAUACAGCGAAGACGAAGACCUACAGAGCCCCGUGGUCGCCACUCGACACCGCAAACACAAGUCUACAGCGUCUGCGAGCGGUGCACGCCGCAGCCAAAUUCUCAACCCUUCCAACUACGACAGUGAGAGGGGCUACUACGUUGGUACUAGCGGGGAUGGCCAUGAGAAGUAUUAUGUGAACCAGGGAGGGGAAGCCAAUGGCCCUGGCGGCGAGUUUGUCACGUAUCCUCCCGAUCAAUCACGGCAUAGCCGUGCUUAUCACUACGAUCAGACUGGUCGUCCCCGCGACGAGUAUGAUGUCUCCGAGAAUGCCAGCUCGCCUGCAUCAUCUGGCUUCCACGAUGCGGACCAGUCUCGCUAUUCACGGGAUUACCAAUUCACCAUCACCUCACCCGAUGAGGAAUUUCACGGUAAAGCCGUUGCUCUUUUUGACUUUGCGCGUGAGAACGAAAAUGAACUUCCUCUUGUGGAGGGCCAGAUUAUCUGGGUCUCGUACCGACAUGGCCAGGGCUGGCUGGUGGCCGAAGACCCAAAGACACAGGAGAGUGGUCUGGUACCCGAGGAGUAUGUGCGGCUACUGCGUGAUAUUGAAGGUGGAAUGAAUAGUCUCACGGGCAAUCUUAACGAUUCCAUGGGCUCCGGAAACGACGCUAGCACCCCGACACAGGCUGAGCACUUCAGCCAUAGCCAGCCCACAGGCACGGGCGGCGGCAGCGGCGGCACAAAUGGAUACCACCAACCCGUCGUAUCCAUGUUCUCUACCUCGAGUAAAGAUCUCAACCCUUAUCCAACUGAACAACUGGGCAUUCAUGCUGGGCAAGCCCCACCACAAGUUGUGCAUUACCAUGGCCAACGCGGCGGCAGCCAGACAAGCACACCAACAAUUAACCAAUCACAAGAUACGCCCACUCUUCCCAAAGAGAAUGAUGACGGACUCUCAAAGGAGGAUAGGCGAUCAUCCCGACAGGCUGCUAGAAAUUCCAAGACUGUUGCUGCACCAAGGGAUGAAGAACGCAUCCGCUCGCAGCACCGAUGA